Prunus persica (peach) is the source of this 1190-nucleotide messenger RNA. Its product is annotated as LIM domain-containing protein WLIM1. Gene Ontology annotation, biological process: actin filament bundle assembly. NCBI's taxonomy places the organism in Eukaryota, Viridiplantae, Streptophyta, Magnoliopsida, Rosales, Rosaceae. The transcript is spliced from 6 exons. Gene Ontology annotation, molecular function: actin filament binding. The coding region runs from base 318 to 896 and encodes 192 amino acids. The record is from RefSeq and is a predicted model, not a curated record. Gene Ontology annotation, cellular component: plasma membrane; actin cytoskeleton.
CUUCAAAAACCCACCACCCAAAACAAAUUCGAAAAUCUCAUUCGUGUCUUAAAUUAAAACUCUACACAAACUCAAACUGCAGAAUCCCAUAAUUUUCUUUUCCUUUCUCCUCUGUGUUUUCUUUUUUCUCAAUUUUCAGUCAGCCCACCUUUUUUCUUGUGCGUUGAAGUUGAUGAUGAGAAAGAUCAAGACUUCUUUGCAAACUGCAAACUUAGCUCAGGGAUAAAAAGGCAAGCUGCUGCAGGCUCUCUCUUGGUCUUCAUUUUUAAAGGGUUGGUUGGUGGUGAGCUGAGGUUGUGGAUUGGAAGCCGUAGGCCAUGGCUACCUUUGCAGGCACCACACAAAAGUGCACGGCUUGCGAAAAGACGGUGUACUUGGUCGAUAGGUUGGCCGCCGAUUCCAGAGUUUACCACAAGGCUUGCUUCCGAUGCCACCACUGCACGGGUACCCUCAAGCUGAGCAACUACUGUUCAUUUGAGGGGGUCCUAUACUGCAGGCCUCACUAUGAUCAACUCUUCAAGCGAACUGGCAGCCUGGACAAGAGUUUUGAAGGGACACCGAAAAUCUUGAAGCCGGAGAAAUCUUCUACUGAUAAAGAGAAUGGCAACUCAGUCUCAAACUUGUUUGCUGGUACCAGAGAAAAAUGUGUGGGCUGUCAGAAGACCGUUUAUCCAAUUGAGAAGGUUUCGGUCAAUGGGACCCCAUACCACAGGAGCUGCUUCAAAUGCACACAUGGAGGUUGCACCAUAAGCCCAUCUAAUUAUAUUGCACAUGAAGGCAAGCUUUACUGCAAACACCACCACAUCCAACUCUUUAAGGAAAAAGGAAAUUACAGCCAGCUUGAGAAUGAAGGCGAAAAGCAUUCCAUGACUAUGGAGAUUGCUGCUGAAUCAUAAUCCACUUGAAAAAAGAAAAACUCCCAUGCUUUCUUGCUCUUUAUGCGAUUUCCACCAUUUCUGUAAUAGAUGUGUCUUAUUUUGUUUCUGGCUCUCGUGAUAUGUCGGUGCUCCAAUGUAUCAUGAGAUUUUAUUGUACUCUGAUAUGAAUGGUUUGUUCUGCGGCUUGUUCCUGCAUCUGCUUAAUGUACUAAGGUUUUUCUGCAGCAUUUUGAAGAUUUUCAGUUUCUUCUACUUUUCCCUGUGUUGGGUCACAUUUCUGAAAAGUUUUAAGUCCCUAGUGAUGUUUAUUCA